AUGAAUUUGUCAUUACAAGAUCCAUUCGCCGUAGCUAAGGAGUAUCCAGAGAACCUUACACAUACAUUGCAAUAUGGACAUUCAGUGGUAAUACAAUUCAAUCAUAAAGGUGAUUAUUUGGCGUCUGGGUUGAGCGAUGGGUCGAUCGUAAUCUACGAUUUAACGAGUAACGGAGGCAUAGUGGCGCAUUUGGAGAAUGGCGGACAUACCAGACCUGUCUCGUCAAUCAGUUGGUCGGGUUGCGGCAGGUAUUUGUUAACAUCGUCACAAGAUUGGUGCUGCAACUUGUGGGACUUGAAUCGGGUGAACAGGGACGAGGGUGACGAAUUGGAAGACGGGCCUAUUAUACGAAGAGUUAAGUUCGACGGGCCCAUAUGGCUGGCGAUGCUACAUCCCAAUAAUCAUUUUUUGAUCACGGCAUCAUUAUACGAGGACUCGCCGGUUUUCGUGGACUUGAGCAUAGAAUCUGACAUCAAGGUGCACCGCUUGAAUACGGUGCCCUUGCCGUUGCAACAGCGGGAGGAAGGAGCAGAACAACCGGCCCAAGCAGAUGACAGCGACGAAGAAAAGGCCAGCCGCAAGAAAAAGAAAGACAAACAUAUGACUUUAGUGACUACUUUCACGCCAGGCGACGGCACCUACAUCUUUACUGGCACCAGUAAGGGGUGGCUCAACAUCAUCUCGACCGAAACCUUGCAAUUGGUGCAUUCGAUCAAAAUUGCAAACUCCAACAUCAAAAACUUGGUGGUGUCGCCCAACGGCAGAAAAUUGGCCAUAAACUCGUCCGACCGUAUCAUCCGCCAGAUCAACUUGCCCGACAUGAUCAAUAUAACCGACCCCAACCACUGGGAGUUCGAAGUGGAGCACAAAUACCAGGACGUCGUCAACCGUUUACAGUGGAACCUGGUCACCUUCAACCACAACGCCGAAUUCUUGAUUGCCUCCACCUUCGGCCAGUCGUCCCAGGACCUAUACAUGUGGGAAACGUCUCUCGGCUCCCUCAUCAAGAUUUUGGAAGGGAGUAACGAAGAAUUGAUCGACGUCAAAUGGAACUACCACCGGUGUACGGUGGGCUCCACCGGCUUGGACAGUGGCUCCAUCUACUUGUGGCUGAUCCAAUUUCCCCAGAAGUGGAGUGCCCUCGCUCCCGAUUUCGUAGAAAUAGAAGAAAACAUAGACUAUGAGGAAAAAGAGGACGAGUUCGAUUAUAUUAACGAGGACAUAUUGAAUAAAAGACGAAUGGAAGAAGAGGACUUAAUAGUCGACAUAGUCACUAAAGAAACAGUUGACGCCCGGGGUUUUGAUGUGGCCCAGGAUUCUUUUAUCAUCCCUAUUGACUACGAUCAACAGCCUGGCGAUUUUGUUUGA
Molecule: messenger RNA, 1368 nt
Organism: Debaryomyces hansenii CBS767
Lineage: Eukaryota; Fungi; Ascomycota; Pichiomycetes; Serinales; Debaryomycetaceae
Gene: SWD1
Product: COMPASS subunit protein
Exons: 1
Coding region: 1-1368 (455 amino acids)
Cellular component (GO): Set1C/COMPASS complex
Molecular function (GO): protein binding
Source: RefSeq, a predicted model, not a curated record